AUGCUCAUGGAGUUCGUCGAGCUGUUCCGCGCCACGACGGGCUACGAGAUCGUCGAGGGCGCGCACAUGGAGAUCGCUCCGCCAACGAUUGCCGACGCAGUCGCGGCGUGCGUCGCGAGCGGCGCGUCCCGCGUCGUCGUCGCGCCGUACUUCCUCUCCCGGGGACGGCACAUCCUCCAGGACAUUCCCGCGCUAGUCGAGGAGGCGCGCGCGGCGCACCCGGGGGUUGAGGUGUCGGUGGCGGAACCUAUCGGCGUUGAUCCGCUGAUGGCGCAGCUGAUCGGGAAACGGGUCGAGGGGGCGCUGGAGGGCGCGGGCGUGGCGGUGGGCGCGGCGGGGCGGGACGGGGACGCGUGA
This is a messenger RNA of Pedinophyceae sp. YPF-701, 357 nucleotides long. The record is from the annotation of a GenBank genome assembly. NCBI's taxonomy places the organism in Eukaryota, Viridiplantae, Chlorophyta, Pedinophyceae.